UAUCAAUUCAAUUCAAUGGCUUCUUCUUGUUCAUCAUCACUAAUCAUGCUCUUCUUCGUACUGAGCUUCGCUUUCGUUUUCGUUUUGAGUAUAGAUGUAUGCAGCGGCGCAAACUUCAACGAGAAGGUAGACAUAACCUGGGGCGACGGCAGAGCAAAAAUACUCAACAAUGGAGACCUUCUGAGUCUCUCCCUUGAUCAGCCCUCCGGCUCCGGUUUUCAGUCCAAGAAUCAAUACCUCUUCGGUAAAAUCGAUAUGCAGAUCAAACUCGUCUCCGGGAACUCCGCAGGCACAGUCACCGCCUACUACUUGAAAUCGCCUGGUUCGACUUGGGACGAAAUAGAUUUCGAAUUCUUGGGGAAUCUGAGCGGCGACCCUUACAUUCUUCACACCAAUGUGUUCAGUCAGGGAAAAGGAAACAGAGAGCAACAAUUCUACCUCUGGUUCGAUCCAACAGCAGAUUUCCACACCUAUUCAAUCUUAUGGAACCCACAACGAAUUAUAUUCUCAGUCGACGGAAUACCCAUUAGGGAAUUCAAGAACGCAGAGUCCAUCGGCGUUCCCUACUUAAAGAACCAGCCUAUGAGGAUCUAUUCAAGCCUAUGGAACGCCGAUGAUUGGGCAACCAGAGGUGGACUUGUCAAGACGGAUUGGACCAACGCUCCAUUCACCGCCUCUUACCGCAAUUUCAACGACGCCACCGCCUGCGUCUGGUCCGCUGCCGCCGGAAAGUCGUCAUGCAGCGACUCGUCCUCUGUCUCAAGUGGCAAUGCCUGGCUCAAUCAGCAGAUGGACACGACCGGCCAAGAGAAGUUGAGAUGGGUGCAGAAGAACUAUAUGGUUUAUAAUUACUGCAAUGACACUAAGAGGUUCCCUUUAGGGUUGCCGGCUGAAUGUUCCUUAUUAAGGGCAUAAUCUUAAACUUUAUACUCCACAUUUUUGUAUUUCAUUUUAUUCUUUUAUUUAAUUAUAUUCUUUUUCUUUUUUCUUUUUUCUGGUAGUAAUUGAAACAACUAUUUUAUUCUUUUAGAAAUUUAUGAUUCAAUCUUCUUUUU
Molecule: messenger RNA, 1055 nt
Organism: Impatiens glandulifera
Lineage: Eukaryota; Viridiplantae; Streptophyta; Magnoliopsida; Ericales; Balsaminaceae
Product: probable xyloglucan endotransglucosylase/hydrolase protein 23
Exons: 3
Coding region: 16-915 (299 amino acids)
Biological process (GO): cell wall biogenesis; xyloglucan metabolic process
Cellular component (GO): cell wall; apoplast
Molecular function (GO): hydrolase activity, hydrolyzing O-glycosyl compounds; xyloglucan:xyloglucosyl transferase activity
Source: RefSeq, a predicted model, not a curated record